This is a messenger RNA of Nanorana parkeri, 2096 nucleotides long. RefSeq names its product protein phosphatase 1 catalytic subunit gamma (gene PPP1CC). Lineage: Eukaryota; Metazoa; Chordata; Amphibia; Anura; Dicroglossidae. The record is from RefSeq and is a predicted model, not a curated record. The transcript has 7 exons. Gene Ontology annotation, cellular component: cytoplasm; nucleus. The coding region runs from base 283 to 1209 and encodes 308 amino acids. Gene Ontology annotation, molecular function: protein serine/threonine phosphatase activity.
GCGUGAAGCGUACUUUGACCUGGACGUGCUCCUGUUUCAGCAUUAAAUAGUCCCUAUGGCAGGAGGAGAGAUUCGUGCGCGGCCCGGCAGAGGAGGAGGCGAAGGCGCCAUUUUGUUCUGUGCUCGGAUCCUGUAACGGAAGCGGGUUGAAGGCUUCGCCCGAGACGCCGAGCCGGCAGCCUCUGUCUCCUUCCUUCUUUUUCUUUUUACGUACUUUGCUUUCUUUCCCUUCCGCCGUCUUAGCUCGCUUUUGUCCGCGUACACGAUCAGACUUUGGAGGUCAUGGCAGAUGUCGAUAAACUGAACAUCGACAGCAUCAUCCAGCGGCUGCUAGAAGUAAGAGGAUCGAAGCCUGGAAAAAAUGUUCAACUUCAAGAAAAUGAAAUUAGAGGAUUAUGUCUAAAGUCUCGAGAAAUCUUUCUCAGCCAGCCAAUUUUAUUGGAACUUGAAGCACCUCUUAAAAUUUGUGGUGAUAUUCAUGGACAAUAUUAUGAUCUACUACGUCUCUUUGAAUACGGUGGAUUUCCCCCAGAAAGCAACUACUUGUUUCUCGGUGACUAUGUGGAUCGAGGGAAACAGUCCUUGGAAACAAUUUGUCUCCUUUUGGCAUACAAAAUAAAAUAUCCAGAGAAUUUCUUUCUUCUUCGGGGAAAUCAUGAGUGUGCUAGCAUUAACAGAAUCUAUGGCUUUUAUGAUGAAUGCUUCAAUUGCUUGCCAAUAGCUGCCAUAGUAGAUGAGAAGAUUUUCUGCUGUCAUGGAGGUUUAUCACCCGACCUUCAAUCAAUGGAACAAAUUAGGAGAAUCAUGCGUCCUACUGAUGUACCAGACCAGGGUCUUCUCUGUGACCUACUUUGGUCUGACCCGGACAAAGAUGUUUUAGGCUGGGGUGAAAACGACCGUGGUGUAUCAUUCACUUUUGGGGCAGAAGUUGUGGCGAAAUUCCUUCACAAACACGACUUGGAUCUCAUUUGUCGAGCUCAUCAGGUAGUUGAAGAUGGAUAUGAAUUUUUUGCCAAACGCCAAUUGGUAACGCUCUUCUCGGCCCCCAACUACUGUGGAGAGUUUGACAAUGCUGGAGCAAUGAUGAGUGUAGAUGAAACCUUAAUGUGCUCCUUCCAGAUUCUAAAACCCGCAGAGAAAAAGAAGCCCAAUGCAAGCCGACCCGUAACACCACCACGAGGCAUGGUCACAAAACAGGCAAAAAAAUGAGGUUCUCUGGGCCUGCUUGGACUUGUAUUAUAGUAUAUAAUCGCUUUUUUAUUUUAAACUGUGUAACUUGUACUGGUCCGUUCAUCCAUUUAGAUGUUGGUGGCUCUUUUUUUUUUUUUUUCUUCUUAAAGAAUUGUAUUUGCUACGAUGCUUUACUAUUCUGUUUUUUCUUUUCAAUCUGAAAUUCAAACCUGUUCUGUUGCUUCAAUAUGGUUUCCUUUUUAUGCCAGUGUUUCUGUACACUCCAAUCUGUAUCUUCAUUAUUCAUGUAGCUUUGUACAAUUCACAUUAUUUGUAAAUGCUCGUUUACUACUUUAGUACUUAAAGAUGGCACUCGCAGGCUGGUCAGACUAGGAAUGUCACCGCUAUAAUUUUGCAUCUUGUUUAUACAAACCACUGUGAACUUUUAUUUUUUUCUGUUUUUUAAAGGGAUUUUCUUUUAACGUCAGGUCCACACUUGUAUAGCUAUUAAUAUUGGAAAGGUCUCCCUUUGAAUUUACCAGCAUCACUGGUUUGAUGUACAUUUAAUUAAAGCACAUUUUAUUUCUGUACUGUAUUCUUUAAAUGAAAUUAAAGCCAUUAUUUUAACUGUUGUCUUUUCACUUCCUGAAACUUGCAUCGAUCAGUGUACUGCCCAUGUCUUCCACAGCAAUGAAGAUGGAUUUACGUCUGUAGUGUUUGCAUGGUAAUUGAAAAAUAAAGGAAGCAUGCUUCUCUAGACAUACCAAUACACUUCCUUAUGGCGUUACAUAACUUUUAUUUUUGUUUUAUGUCAUGAAAGACAUAAUUACCACUAACAAGAGAUACCAGAAUUGGGACAUGCCAAAGUUGUCACUUUAAAUGUUAACCAGCCUUUUUUUAUUUCCUAAUAAAGAAACUUGUUUGAG